UUGCCUGCUGCAUCAUUUGGAGCUGCCAGCAGUCUGUGGCCUGAACUUUACCUCCUUGGAAUCUGCAGCAAACGUGUAACAGAGCCAACAGGAUGUCGAAUUUAAAGGAGCUUUGCAGUGGUCUACCCCUUGAUCCUUUGCCCCCAAACUGGGGAAGAGAUCCAAAUGUGCCACAUGCUCCUGUUCGGACUCCUAACCUGACAGCUGAAGAGGAACGACUUGCACUGAGAAAUGCUCUGCGUUACUUCCCACCGUACCACCAUGCAACGCUCGCGGCUGAAUUUGCUCAAGAGCUCCGGCAGCAUGGCCACAUAUACAUGUACCGCUUCUGCCCCACGAUACGGAUGAGAGCUUAUCCUAUUGAUCAGUAUCCCUGCCGCACACGACAAGCAGCAGCUAUGAUGCUAAUGAUCAUGAACAACCUGGACCCAGCUGUUGCUCAGUUUCCCCAGGAGCUUGUCACCUAUGGAGGGAAUGGACAGGUGUUUAGUAACUGGGCCCAGUUUCACCUUGUGAUGCACUACCUGAGUGAGAUGACUGAGGAGCAAACUCUGGUCAUGUACAGCGGACACCCCAUGGGCUUGUUCCCCAGCCUGCCCUCCUCACCUCGCGCUAUCAUCACUAACGGCAUGGUUAUUCCCAAUUAUUCCUCCAGAGAACAAUAUGAGAGGAUGUUUGCUCUUGGUGUGUCAAUGUACGGCCAGAUGACAGCAGGCAGUUACUGUUACAUUGGACCUCAAGGGAUUGUUCAUGGCACCAUGCUUACUGUACUGAAUGCAGGCCGGAGGUACCUGGGCACCGAUGACUUGAGGGGACGUGUCUUUGUGACGUCAGGCCUCGGGGGAAUGAGUGGCGCCCAGGCCAAAGCUGCUGUGAUUGCCGGCUGUGUCGGUGUGAUUGCUGAGGUGGAUGAAGCUCCACUGAGGAAGAGACAUGAGCAGGGUUGGGUUAUGGAGGUGACCAGCAGCUUGGAGCAAUGCAUUAAACGCAUCAGAGAAGCCAGGAGCUCCAGGACGCCCCUCAGUUUGGGAUACCAUGGGAAUGUGGUAGACUUGUGGGAGAGGCUGCUGCUGGAGUUUGAGAGAACAGGAGAGCUCCUGGUGGAUCUGGGUUCAGACCAGACGUCCCUGCACAACCCCUACAACGGGGGCUACUAUCCUGUCCCGCUCAGCUUACGCCAGGCCAACCAACUCAUGUCCACAGAUCCUGGACGCUUCCGGAGUAUUGUCCAAGAGAGCCUUAGAAGACACAUAAAGGCCAUCAACAAGUUGUCAGAUGCAGGUAUGUUCUUCUGGGAUUACGGCAAUGCAUUCCUCCUGGAGGCGCAAAGAGCAGGUGCAGAGGUCACCAAAGUUGGUGGAGGAGCAACAGAGUUCCGGUAUCCGUCCUAUGUCCAACAUAUUAUGGGGGACAUUUUUUCCUUGGGGUUUGGGCCGUUCCGCUGGGUUUGCACAUCUGGUGAUCCGCAAGACCUGGUGGUAACUGAUGACAUCUCGGCUAAGGUUCUAGAGGAAAUCGCUGCUAAUGCGUCGGAACGUGUGAGGCAGCAGUACAGAGACAACAUCCGCUGGAUCACAGAGGCUGGAAAACACAAAAUGGUUGUUGGAUCACAAGCUAGGAUCCUCUACUCCGACCAGAAAGGAAGAGUUUGCAUUGCUUUAGCCAUAAACCAGGCUGUGGCUGAUAGAAGAGUCUCAGCCCCAGUGGUCAUCAGCAGAGACCACCAUGAUGUCAGUGGCACAGACAGCCCCUUUAGAGAGACCUCUAAUGUGUAUGAUGGUUCUGCGUUCUGUGCAGAUAUGGCAGUCCAGAACUUUGUUGGUGAUGCCUUCAGAGGUGCCACUUGGGUCGCUUUGCAUAAUGGUGGCGGUGUUGGCUGGGGCGAGGUAAUAAAUGGAGGAUUUGGUUUGCUGCUGGACGGCUCAGACGAGGCGGCAAAGCGUGCCAGACUGAUGCUCAACUGGGACGUCUCCAACGGGGUGGCUCGUCGCUGCUGGUCUGGAAACACAAACGCCUAUGAGACAAUCCAACGCACCAUGGAGGAGAUCAGGCAGCUGCGUGUCACCAUGCCCUUCCCAGUGCAGGAUGAGGAUCUGCUGGACCGAGCCUUACAAGGAUAACUAACCCUUUGGUGAUGAUUUGACCUAACUACUUCCGAAGAGCAGUGGGAACCAGAAGCUGCAUUCACUGCAGUAUAUUUAUCUAAAUGAGGCCGUAUUCACCUGUUUAAAUUAUACACUGCAGAUAAGGAAAAAUCACAAAGUCAACUUCAUACUCUGAAAAUGCAAUUCUAGAUAGGAAAGUUUAAAAAUAUCUAACACUUCCAUCACUUAUAGGUAUUUUUUUGUGCUGAAAAUAAAUAAAUAACACACUUGUUUAAAAAUUUAA
Messenger RNA from Girardinichthys multiradiatus, 2388 nucleotides. RefSeq names its product urocanate hydratase 1 (gene uroc1). The transcript is spliced from 19 exons. NCBI's taxonomy places the organism in Eukaryota, Metazoa, Chordata, Actinopteri, Cyprinodontiformes, Goodeidae. Gene Ontology annotation, biological process: L-histidine catabolic process. The record is from RefSeq and is a predicted model, not a curated record. Bases 93 to 2120 code for a protein of 675 amino acids. Gene Ontology annotation, molecular function: urocanate hydratase activity.